AUGUAUUAUUCCCUGUUCAAGGAUUUGAAGAUCUCAGAGACCGACCUCCAUCCCUCCAAAGUCCCCCUCGUCGGGUUCAAUGGGGCUCUGGUAUGGCCCCUCGGCAUGAUCACUCUUCCCGUCCGUGCCGGAUCGGUGGUCCUUGACAUAGAGUUUGUGGUGUUCGAUGUCCCUAGCCCUUACAACGCAAUUAUCGGGCACACUUGGCUCCAUAAGCUGAAGGCUAUCACCUCAACUUAUCACCAGGUGGUCCGCUUCAUUGGCACUAAUGGAUACCAAGAGGACUUGUAUGGAGAUCAAACCGCGGCCAAAAGAUACAUCGGUAGACCGGCCAACGAGAAAGCAGUGGAAGAUCUUGUCGCCGUUCCCAUCACCGAAGAUGGUUCCCGUUUCUUCCUUGUCGGUUCCUCACUUAGUGACACCGAACAAAACAAGAUGGUUGACUUCCUCAACAAGAACAUAGAACGCCCAGUUGUGCAAAGAGCAAGGCGAUUCUCCCUGGUCCACUUCGAAGCUGUCAUUAAAGAGGUCAAUCGGGUCCUAAAUGCGAAGGCCAUCCGAGAAGUGCAAUACCCCAUAUGGUUAGCAAACACAGUGGUGGUCAAGAAGAAGAAUGGCAAGUGUCAGGUCUGCGUCGAUUAUUCCAAUCUCAACCACGCCUGCCCAGAGGACUUUUUCCCCCUUUCGCAGAUUGACCAGCUCGUCGACACCACGCCUACCAGGGCUACCAUCAAAUUUCCAUGA
Rhododendron vialii is the source of this 744-nucleotide messenger RNA. RefSeq lists its product as uncharacterized. The coding region runs from base 1 to 744 and encodes 247 amino acids. The transcript has 3 exons. NCBI's taxonomy places the organism in Eukaryota, Viridiplantae, Streptophyta, Magnoliopsida, Ericales, Ericaceae. The record is from RefSeq and is a predicted model, not a curated record.